AUGAGGAUUUACAGGGUAACAAGGCUGGUCCUCCUGGUGUGCCAGCUUGGACUCAUUUUGAGGACCGAGGCUCAGAUUCCAGUAGAGUGCAUUACUAGCCCCACAAACAGACCACCUGAAAACUCUGACAUAACGGUGGUGUGUGGCACCGAGCACAUGGACCUGAGUAUCUACCUUUGCCCCGUGUACCAAGAGCUCUACAACGAGUCGCAGAUGGUGCUCAAUAACGAGUACACUAAAGACGAAUGUUUUGGGGAGGCCGACUGGACCGUUGACCCGCCCGUGUUGAAGUUCAGCUUCCCCAUAAACGAGAGCUCCUUGACGUUGUGCGGGAAUGACUUCAACAUCAUCAACCAGGUCGGCACGGGGGCGUUCGCCGACUUCUCCAACGUCCAGUUUGUCAACAUCUCCGGCGACGUGACCUCCAUCGACCCGUCGUCGGGUAUGAUCACCUACAGGUCGCAACUCUACUACAAGUUCUCCUGCCUCUACCCCAUGCAGUAUCUGCUGAACAACACCCAGCUGGGCGUAUCCGGUGUGAAUUUGGCCAUUCAAGACAACAACGGCAGCUUCAUCAGCACGCUCAACUUGCAGCUCUAUGACGAUGAUCAGUACCUGACUCCGCUUACAAUCCCAUCGACGGGUCUGCAGCUGAAGACCACGAUCUAUGUUGCUGUCACAGCCACCAAUCUAACAGACAGGUUCAACGUGCUGCUGGACCGAUGCUACGCCACCACCAGUCCGUAUCCCGACUUCGACGCCUACUAUGACCUUUUCAUCGGAUGUACACGUGACGCCCAGACCAAAGUGGAGCUCAACGGCGAAUCUCAGGAGGCGCGCUUCUCCUUCGAGGCCUUUAGAUUCUUGGAGCACAGAAAUCUGACUGUGUCCACGUUCUACCUGCAUUGUGUCACCAGGCUGUGUGAGGUGUCCACCUGUAGCGCCCUACUUCCGGAAUGUGGAACUCAAGGAAGAAGACGAAGAAGAGAGGCUGAUGAAGACGACGUGGCUAACGCUACAGUCACCUCGCCGGUAAUUGUGGUGGCCAAACAAGGAGCAGGCUCAUCGGAGAGCAGCUACAGCGACCCCGUGGUGGGGGUCAUGGUCUGCAUCGUCGCCCUGUUACUCCAAUAG
Molecule: messenger RNA, 1134 nt
Organism: Nerophis lumbriciformis (worm pipefish)
Lineage: Eukaryota; Metazoa; Chordata; Actinopteri; Syngnathiformes; Syngnathidae
Product: zona pellucida-like domain-containing protein 1
Source: RefSeq, a predicted model, not a curated record